AUGAGUGAAGCAGCAGCAGUUGAAUUAUUAAAACGAGCAAUACAACUUGAUGGCGAAGAAAAAUAUCCAGAUGCAUUAACUUGUUAUUCCGAAGGUGUUCGUAUGUUGCUGAAUGCUGUUAAAGAAAUUCCAUCGAAUGAUGAACGAAAACGAGCAGCAUAUCGACAGAAAAUCACAGAAUGUAUUGAUCGUGCUGAAAAACUCAAAGAUUUAAUUCAACAAGAAAAAGGUAUAGAAGAUUAUUUUCAUAUAGUUAGAAAAGAAAAGAAAUCAAUAUUCGAUUUAUGUAAUACAUUAUGUGGUCCAUGUCAAACUGAACUUUUAUUUGCCAAAUGUUCAUCAACAGAUAAAAUCUUUGUUUCAUAUAAUUUAACAAAUCAAAAUAUUCAAUCUCAACGUGGUUUUGCAUUUCUUUAUCAUCUUCUACCAAGAUUAACUACAAUUACAUUACCAUCAACACGAAUAUCAACAUCAUUAGAGUUUGGACUUAGUCCAGUAAGUACAAUGAUAUCACAAACAAGUAUAUGUGUUCAACGAUCAAUUCCAUUACGAUAUAAUACUGAUUAUAGUCUUGUUUUACAUAAAAUUGAUCUUGCUGUAAGUAAAACAGGUAUUUGCAAUUAUUCACCUGAUGAUUGUUUUGAAGAACCUACUUAUUUGCAAGGUAUAUGUGGUGGAAAAUCAUCUUGUUAUAUAUUUCCUCCUUUAGUGUCAUUAUCAAAAUGGAAUAAUUCUAAAUCAACUUAUUUCUAUGCUGAAUAUCAAUGUAUUCCAAAUCGACCAAAGUUAAAUAUUAGUAUAUAUUCGUUAUCAAAUUCAUUCGAAAAAGCUGAAGGUGAUCCAAUUUUUUCAUCAUUUUGUUAUACAUCCGAAUAUAAAGAAUGUUAA
This is a messenger RNA of Rotaria sordida, 888 nucleotides long. Lineage: Eukaryota; Metazoa; Rotifera; Eurotatoria; Philodinida; Philodinidae. The record is from the annotation of a GenBank genome assembly.